CUACGCCGCCGUAGAAUCUAAUAUGCAAAUACGAAAUGUUAAUUCUGUGGAUUGCGAAACGGAAAUAAUCCAUCAAUCAUGACUACUUUCUUCUUGGAAUGUUUUUUCUUGAAGAUGACAUAAUCAACAAAGUAAAUCAUGGUAUCAACAGAAAAUGUGUGUUUUGUGUUGUGGGCAUCUAUUUUGAUAUAUGGAUUGACCAUCACCUUCGUAUCUUGUAACAAAAUUGAAUUCCGAAUAGCAUGGAUGGCUCCAAAAAAGGAAUAUUACAAUUUGAGCGCUUACUCGAGUGUUGGCGCAUUAAAAGUAGCUCUAACUGCCAUGGAACAAAACAAUGACUUACGUCAAAUACAGUCUCUGAAGGACACCAAUAUCAAAGUCCGAUGGUAUGACACAGACUGCAAUGUCAAAAGCGCCUUAGCUGCUGCGGUACACGCCAAAUCCACAUUCGACCCCCAUCUCUUCCUGGGACCACCAUGCUCUGUUGGUAUGAGAGGCGUUGCUCUUCUGGCGUCACACUGGAAUACACCUAUAUUUGGAUGGGUAUCACAAGAGGAAGAGUUUCAAGAUAAAACAAUGUACUCGACUUUGGUACGUUUUCUGGGACCCUUAAACCGCUUUCCCAAAGUGAUGUUCCACAUGCAGUCUUUGUUUAAGUGGUCACAGUUUGCGGUAAUGUAUGACAAACGGGACCCAUACCGGGCAGUGGCAUCUGCUAUUUCCGAGAAAGAAUCUAUCGAAAACGGGGAACAAGAGAGUAAAUCUUGGUACACCAUCGUCAACUCUUUUAAAGUCUCCAACGAUAUGGAAGAGAAAGAAAUAGAGCAAAUAUUCCUUCAAAUCAAACGAUAUUCAAGAAUUGUCGUAAUGGCGUUGCCCUGGUUAGAUAUGCGGAGAUACAUGCUGAUUGCCCAUAGACUUGGAAUGAGCGAUGGGGAAUAUGCAUUCCUCUGCAUUCAUGGUGAUCUCUACACUUAUGACAAAAUGGAGAAUGAUGUGUUCUCUGACAGGGUUUGGCGUCGAAACGACUCGUAUGACGACAUCGCCAAAGAUGCAUUUGAACCAGUCCUACACAUUAUGAUGAAACCUUUAGAAAAGGAAAACUGGAACCUCUUCAAACAGGUCGCUAUUGAUUAUGGCAAUAUGACGAAUCCAAAUUGGAAUUUACCUGACCAGCAUACUUCGCCUGAUGCUUACUCGCCCUAUCUGUAUGAUGCAACAAUCAUGUGGGCAUUGCUAACAGACAAAAUUUUGAAAGAAAACAAGAAGAAUCCACAUGACGGGGAGUAUAUGUUUAAGAUGGCCACCACUUUGACGGAAGAAGAGGAAAUCAAUGGUUUGACGGGAAAGGUCAAUCUAGAUUCCCGGGGAGAUAGAAAUCUUGAUUUCCAGGUUCUAGAUAUGUCAGAAAACGGCACGUUUUCAAGAAUUAUCACCAUUAGAUAUUUUAGGGAAGGUGAACGAGUAGUGGAUUUUGAGGGCAAUAAGAAUGUAGCUGAAGUUAGUCGGUGGCCGAAGGGUAAAGUGGGUGUCCAGAACGCGCCUCCUGAUGAACCGGUUUGUGGUUUCGAUGGAAAGAAGUGUCCGGAACAGGAUGAACAGCCAGAUAAUACUUUCAUCAUCAUCUUUUCCUCUGCUGGAUCCGGAUUUGUUAUCGUUGUCGCAAUUAUCGUACAUUGCAUUCUCAAGUUGAAGCUAGCAGCCACUAAGCAGCAGCCAUAUAAGCACGUAGAAGCUAGCAGCCAUUAAGGAAAAUCAUCAAAGGACUGAGAGUACUCAUAGAAAAAUAUUUGAUUUGAAACCUAUUCUAAAGGAAAAUUUUAAUUUAAUUAAUGUUUUGAAUUAAGAAAUGUCAAUCGCAACACUCAUGCGCACUUAGCUCACAUGAGAGAUUGUACACCAAUGGUGAAAUGAAUUUAUAUCAGUAAUUUGUAAUGAAAGGAAAUAAAAUUGACCACACAU
Ostrea edulis (European flat oyster) is the source of this 1962-nucleotide messenger RNA. Its product is annotated as atrial natriuretic peptide receptor 3-like. Lineage: Eukaryota; Metazoa; Mollusca; Bivalvia; Ostreida; Ostreidae. The record is from RefSeq and is a predicted model, not a curated record. The transcript is spliced from 12 exons. Gene Ontology annotation, cellular component: membrane. The coding region runs from base 139 to 1749 and encodes 536 amino acids.